CCCAGUUCGAGUAGGGCGAGGGGCCUCCGAAAGGUUUUUGACGGUCUUCUUUAUUGUCGUCUAAUAUGCGUUGUUGUUUUUGUUUGAUUUUGAUAGUAUCAGAUACAGAUACAGUCCAAGAAGUCGUGCAGUGCAAAUUGCUCACGGCCUGCUCGAGGAGAGAGAUGAAUGAAGGCGCCAGUAUUCCUUCGGCAUAAAGAACCUCGCGUUUUUUUUCCUGUUGCAAAAACCACUACGUACAGAACCGGAAGUGUCAGUGUCAUAAUUUGAUGCGUUUCAGUUGACUUUACGACUACUCUUUUACUUUUUUCCCGACGGCACCACACCUCUCCAUUUGCAGAGAUUCAUUGCUGUAGGUGUAGCUGUAGCUCGACCUUGAGUGUUUGUGUUGAUGUCCUUCGGCUGCAUAAUUGAGUUCUGAUCACCAGCAUCCCAGCGGCUGGCACAAGUCGAACUUUCCUUGUUGACUGCUACGAAGAAGAUAGAGCAAGAACUAGGUAAAUAUCGUUUACGUUUCACUAUCUCGAUCGUCAUAAUGACAAGGAACGAAACCAACGAUGGCGAAGACUUCGAGUUUUACCAUCACGACGCAGAAAUAAAAAUGGACGAUGAAAAAGAGGAAGAUGGCGAGAAAGCAGAUGAGGAAUCGGAGGGCACAACCAGCGGUCCAGCACCGAAGAACACAGUGACGGUGAUCGACGCUGCGGCAAACCUGCUGUGUUUGGUUUCCCGCCCCGGUGAUGGACCAUGCGCCCUUCUCGUCGGCGAAAUUCGCAAGCGUGUUGCCGCGGUCAAAAACCUGCUGCCGCAGCACAUUGGUCUGGUCGACUCUGAAACGGGCGAGUCCUACUCAGACGACGAAGAGGUCUACAUUGCGGGUGAAAAAGGAGAACCUUCGCAACUGGGCGGCAGCGGCAGAACUACCAAUGUUCUUGUGGCAAGCAAGGAGCCUCUUCUUCCGGAUCCGUUGCUUGGAACCUGCUCUGGUAAAACUAAAACUUCUAUAGACGGCGGGGGACAACUUCUUGCCGGACGCGGACCCGGAUCUGAUGAGUCAGAAUCUGUUGGCAGGAAUGAUGGAGUCUCUUCCUCCAUUGAUGACCAGGAGUGCCACGACGAGCAGGUGACUAGCAGUAUGACGUCGAAGCGGCGUUGCCUCGAGAAGCCGAGCGAAAACGAACACGAAGAAAAAAUCGAAACCAGUACAGAUGAUGUGAACAAAGAUAAAGAAGCAGAUGCAGACCCGCCGCACGAAGGAGAAGAACAAGUAGAGGAAGAGCAAGAGAAGAAUGCUUGCCCGCCACCAGCGGGCCAACAAAUUAGCGUCGCAGAGCCAGGAACCAGCACACCGACGGAAAAGAAAAAGAGCCGGACGGUGCACGCGAUAGUCAAGCAGCCAAAAGUAGACGCAUGGGAAGCAGCGAAGAAUCUUGUUUGUACCACCAAGGAAGACGCAAACUUUGACGUCGAAGACUGGGGGGAAGCCGCGGUCCUUGAGUUUGCUGCCGAGCACGAGGACGCUGCCCCGUUAGAUGACCUAGAGACGAUGAUGGCCCUUACGGAGAGCGUUUUUACGGAGAUGUAUCUGGCUGAAGCCGACGAAGCGCGGUUGAGUGCGAUUGUGUGGUGGAUCUACUGGAAAUCCGGAGCGAAAGUGCGCGAUAGCAUCAAGUUCGUCGAACACAUUUCGCAGUUCCAGAUCUAUGGUGUUGACGCAGGGGUAUUGAUUUCUACAUCCCUCCCCAAAGACGGGUAAGUUGAGUUGUAUCGCUAACAUUUUGUUUUGAUUCGACUGAAAGGCGACCAAAGUGAAAGUUGUGCCAAAAAACAAUAGAAAUUCCUAGGAUGUUUAUUUGAGCUGGAGAAUUUAAUGUCGGUUUAUCUUCAUCAUAAUGAUAAAUAAACAUUUUAUCAGUGGUUCGGCAACUGGUUUGAAGACAACGCGGAAUUCCGUGACAGUGAGAAGCUUGCGACUCUUGCGGUGCGUUACUUCGAUGCGAAAUACGUCAGUGUGAUAUCUCACAGGCUGUCCGAGGUAGAAGAAGGCAAUCCGAACAUCAUUUUGGAACUGGUGGCGGCUGUGAAAGAUUCUGAGUCUCUUUAUUUUCUGCUGACAGCAAUUCCCUACUUCUUUUGCUACGAGCGGUCUGAAGCGCCACGAAAGCAUUUGAUGCUUGAAGCGAUCAAAAGCUUCAAGCGCGGGAAGCCGGUGUCAGAACCCAAGCUGACGCCGAAACUCAUGGAUGAGAUAAAAGACACUCUCUUCACUUCCGAUAGUUACGAGGAGGACGACUGGCAGUCGGAAAGCCGUGUGGACGUCGAUUGCGUUUUUGCCUACCUGUCAAUCUGCUCGCUCUGCUGCCCCAGCUUCGAAGAGGCUUUUGAAAUGGUGUCGGAAGAGCGCAUCGCUGACAAAAAUUUUGUGAUGGACCACUUGCUCGAAGUGUUCCGCCGCAACAGGCCGGAGAUGGUAGAAGAAUUUCUGCGCACCUCCCCAGGAACCAAAUUUCGAAGGGACCUGGAUUUCAUGAGUGAGCUUCUGAGCAACAACUCCGAGCAUGGUGGCGACUGCCUACAGUACGCCAGUGUAGUUCUGCGACGCGACGAGACGCUCUGGCUGCUCGCAUGGAGGUCGCAGAUGCUUGCUAUCAGCCGGAACCCGCGCCGCAUCUUGUUUGCACAGCCAUCACAGAUGCGGACGGGCACGAAGGUACUGCUUCGACCAGAGAACAGAAGGUUUACUGCAGAUGCCGAAGCGGUCCAGACUGAGGCCCGGACUCUCAGCCUGUUGCAGACUGGACUGUGUUGUUCGCGGAGCAGUACUAGUACCGAAGAUGAACAAAAGAGGACUGCUGUGCUGUACGACGAAACCUAUGCCCUAUGCCCGCUUUUGUUUUCGUCACAGAGGCCCUUUCUUCCCCUGCUUCAUGAAUGCACCCCCGCGAUGAAGAUGUCCAAGCACGACAAGAGCAAGGCCAAGGGGCACGAGCACGACCUUUGGCUUUCUAGUCGUGUGGACAGAGCUGUGCGAAUGUUCGGGGCAGUGGCUCGGAUAGCGCUUGCUGCGGGGCUUAGCGGUAACGACCUGGGAGACUACUUGACCGGAUUUUGUUGCGUGAACAGUUCUUCCCAUUAUUGUGCCAAUUGUCCUUUCCACAGGCGAACGGACCUACUGCUGCAAGACGCAGCGUGCGUCCGGAAUAUGAAAGCGGUCAGUGAAUUGUACAGGAAGUACACUACAACCAGCUGCUCGGAGGCUAGCUCUCCCUCCUCUACUUCUUCCACUGCUACCUCUGCGAGCGCGACGCACCUCUGCUGUUGCGUGGUCCCCAAGGCCUUGCAACUACCUCCGGAGAACGAGUGGAUGAGUGAAGAAAUAGAAAUUCAAAGUGGGGAAGUAGAUCAGAAAGAGCAAGUAGAACCAGACACGCAAGCUGGAUCUACAGCUGCGCAGUCGAUGAAGGACGUUGGCGGGGGCUCACCGGCCGUGGAGGGGUGCGGCACUACAGGAGUUGCAAAUGCGAAUGUCGUGUCGGCAACAUUAACUCCCAGUGUGCGGUUUGCGAACGCCCUAGCACAUGGUGGGUGGGACUUGGCCAGAAAGAUCAUUCUCGGGGAGAUUUCCGUUCCGGUUGACGGCGUUCAACAUCAAGUUGUAACACAGGACGAGAUUGCGUCGCAAUGUGCAACGGCAGGUCAUCUUCUCUCGCUGAAGAAGUAUAUUGCCGACACACACAAAAACUCUACCGCUUCAUCCCCGCUCGGUAAGAGCACUAUGGACGAACUUUUUCGGGUUUGGUGCAGAGGGAACGGUCCAGGCCUUUUGCGGCCGGUGGAGCAUAUUGCACCGUCGGCCGUGGAGGAAUCUCUCGCAACGUCGUCCUGUCCCAUGUCUUCUACUUCGAGCACUGCAGCUGGUGUUGGUCACGCUGACCAAGCCACCAUAUCAGCGCGAGCGCUGUCGACUCUCCAACAAGACAAUAACUUCCUAUUCGACCUGGUUUAUGGAGGCUGUCCAUUGAGUGAGCUGGCGGAAUGUCUUAUUCCAGAAUGGCGAAGCUCCUGCUUGAAAUUCGCAGUAGACGCUGCUAGUGUCUUUGGCUUUUCCGCGUUCACGUAUUUCUCGCAAGACCUGCGAUGGAGGCCGGAAGUGCUGGCGGCGGCUGCUAAACCAAACAAGCUGUUUUCGGAUCGCGACAAGCAUUGCCCGCACCGGAGAAAUAUCUACGACAAAUGCAAGAGCGCAAGUCGGAAAUGGCUUGCGCAGAACAUCAGCAAGAUUCUCGUCGUCCUUCGAGACCAAAUGGAUGCGAUUGCGUCCAAGGAGGUUCUCGUCGCACUUGCUGCCGAAAUUCCCUACCAGCUCUGGGCUGCAUUGCCCGUCGCAUGGCGACGAUCUUGUCCGGAUUCGGUUGCGAAAAAGUUUUUGCAGGCGACUAUAGACGAGAGCCCGGAUCGCCUGGUGCGGUUUUGGAAAACCUUAUCGCCGGCACAGCGGGCGGACGCGUCGUUUCUCCAGUCGGUUUUUGCGGCACGCUUUUGGGAUAGGCAUACGGAUUGUAAUUAUACUAGUGGACACGGCGAUGACCUCCUCCCCUUCUUUCAUUAUCUCAAACCGGAUGCCAAACUCCACGUCCUCCUGUCGUCUCCUUACUGGUGCACGAUGCUUUUAUGCAGGAAUCUGGGAGAAGGGGGAUUUGGACUUGGAGUAGUUCCUCCAUCACAACUUUUCGAGUUGAGUUUUUGGCUAGCUGUCGUUCGCGGAGCGAGUACUCUUCUCAGCGAACGCCCACACGGUAGAUGGUUGGACAGCGAACGUGCUCAGUUCUGCGGCCCCCCCUGGAGCUUGCGGCGUGAUCCAAAUUUCGUCGACGCAGUCGCAAGAAUUAGUCCCAGCAUCGCGGUGGCCCUCGCGAGCAGCGAGGUCUUGGCCUGCAAAAGCAUGAUGAUGAACCUGAUUCGCCGAUUGGACGUGGUCGUCGGCGAAGUAGAAGACGCGGACAAGUCUAGACAAAAGUCGUAUCGAGUGGAGCGAGACAUCGAGCGCCUACUGUGCAACACAUCGCGAGCCGUCUGCGAGGACGCGAACAUAGUUACCGAAGCGGCGAGGCGUAAUGGAAUUCGUGCCAUCCGUGCUGCGUCGCGGGAUUUACGAAGCCGGAAGGACAUUGCAAUGUUGGCUGUCCAGCAAAGCGGACUGGCACUCCAGCACCUACCGCCAAAACUAUCUGCUGAUGAGGACGUGUGUCUCGCAGCGGUGUCGCAAAACGGGCUGGCGUUGGAGUUUUGUAGUAUGAAAAUGCGUUCGCAAAGCCGUUCCAUCGUGUUGGCUGCGGUAAAACAAAACCCGCGCGCAAUCUUUUUUGCCCGUGGCGAGAGGUUUCUCGGUGUUUCCGACCCCGAGGCUUUCAGCGCUGCCUGCAAGUGCAGGGAGUAUGUCAUGUACCUAGCCGGCUUCUGUCUGAGUGUCCCGAGGAGCCAUCCGCUAGCGUCACGCCGGGUAGAUUUCCUGCGCGAACUCAUUCUGGCGAAGGCAGCUGAUGUUAGCUGUCUAAGUGGAAUGGCAGGAUUAUUCACAGGCGAGGACGUGAGCGAGAGCGGAGAUGAUCCGCUCUGCAGAACGUUUUUGUAUAAGCGGGAUGAAGCGAUGCGCUUGGUGCGAGAAAUAAGCGGGGAGGCGCUUGCCUAUUUACCAAUCCAGCUGCGCGGAGAGCUUGACAUCGCAAAAGCCGCUGUCGGGAACACGGGCAAGGCCCUGCGAUACGUUUGCCCAACGCUGCUACGUAGCACGGAGCACGGCAAGCAGCUUACUCUCGCGGCGUUGCGAAGUCAGAAGAAUCGCGCCGCCGCGAUACCCGCCGUUCCUAUGUCGCUGUUGCGGGACGAUGCGGAAGUGUCCGCUGCGAUCCAGGAAAUUAUUGCAGAGUCCGAAAUAGAUAACGCUAACGGAGCGCCCGGGUCUGGAAAUAAUCGCUCUACUUGGAAGCCUUUGCCCGUCACCGUUGAUGAUUUCGCGACGAUCUCGCUGGAAGGCGUCGAACAGCAGAUUGUGAUCAACGAGGAGACCACCGAUGAUGAAGAUAAAAGCGACGAGGAUGAGGACGAGAUGGCCGGGGAAGAAGCGGAGCAAAUGUAAACAGAUGAUGUAGAAGAUUUAGUUCUGUGCAGCUGGUUGAGAUGACAAUGACUAUGUUGACAGCUACGAAAAGGGCGAAAACAUGCCUCAUGCGAUUAUUGUGUGCGUGCAAUCUGCUUGCGCUUGGUGGUCGCUAACGCUGACCUGCUGCUCAACAUUUUUUUCGAACUUACUUGCAGAUGGAGAUACGCACUUGAUUCAGAGACAAUCCGACAGAAGGUGAUCGAGUAUUCGUUUCCAAUGUUUAUGUCAAGCACGCUGUUUUAAUUGUAAUUGAUUUCUCAUUGGCCGUGUUCCUUCGUCUACUUACGCAGUUUCUUUACAACAGGACUCGCGGGCAAUUUUUGUGGUUGAGACAUUGUUUGCGAUGCAGAAAAAAUUGUUUCAGGUCCAGAGAGGG
This is a messenger RNA of Amoebophrya sp. A120, 6536 nucleotides long. Lineage: Eukaryota; Dinophyceae; Syndiniales; Amoebophryaceae. The record is from the annotation of a GenBank genome assembly.